Molecule: messenger RNA, 975 nt
Organism: Vicia faba (fava bean)
Lineage: Eukaryota; Viridiplantae; Streptophyta; Magnoliopsida; Fabales; Fabaceae
Source: the annotation of a GenBank genome assembly
AUGGCUCCACCCAAGUCUAGAGGAGCCACUCGGAGCAGCAACGCAAGGAUUCUUCUCUUUUCCUUUCUCCUCGCUCUCCAAUACGGCGCUCAACCUUUGAUUUCCAAACGCUGCAUCAGCCGUGAAGUUAUUGUGACUUCAUCCGUUUUGGCAUGCGAGGCUGCAAAGGUUAUAUUUGCAUUGUACUUCAUGACAAAAGAAGGUAGUCUGGGAAGAAUGUAUAAAGAAUGGACUUUGGUUGGUGCAUUGACUGCAUCAGCACUUCCUGCCGCUAUAUAUGCACUGCAAAAUAGUUUGUUGCAGAUUUCUUACAAGAAUCUUGAUUCACUCACAUUCUCAAUUCUGAAUCAGACAAAAAUCUUUUUCACUGCAUUAUUUACAUUUUUCAUGUUGAGGCAAAAACAAACAAUUCAACAAAUUGGAGCCUUGUUCUUGUUAUUAGCUGCAGCAGUUUUACUAAGUGUUGGUGAAGGCUCUAACAAAAGUUCUACUAGUGCUAAUGCUGAUCAAGUUUUAUUCAAUGGAAUAGUUCCUGUACUAAUUGCUUCAGUGCUAUCUGGACUAGCUUCUUCCCUGUGCCAAUGGGCUUCUCAGGUUAAGAAACACUCAUCAUACGUAAUGACUGUAGAAAUGUCGAUUGUUGGAAGUAUAUGCUUGCUUGCCAGUACCUUGAAAUCUCCAGACGGGGAAGCUAUGAGACGUCAUGGAUUUUUUCAUGGUUGGACUCCUCUAACUUGGAUCCCAGUAAUUUUGAAUGCCCUUGGUGGAAUUCUUGUUGGUUUAGUUACAAGCCAUGCUGGCGGUGUUCGGAAGGGAUUUGUCAUUGUCUCAGCUUUACUCGUUACAGCAUUGCUACAGUUCAUUUUUGAAGGAAAACCGCCUUCGUUAUAUUGCCUUGUGGCUCUUCCACUAGUGGUCAGUAGCAUUUCAAUAUAUCAGAAAUAUCCCUACCAGAUUAAGAAGAAGGAAUCAUAA